AUGGCGUCCGCCGGAAUCAGCAGCAUGGGGAAUGGCAAGGCCGUGCGUGCGCUGCUCGCCAUCGUCGCCGUCAUCGCCGCGUGUCUCCCCCAGCCGUCGCAAGCAGCAGCAGCAGCGAGCGUGUCGGUCCCAGUGCCGAUAGGCACGCCGAUGACAAUCAACGGGCGCACAUUCAAAUUCUCGCCGCGCCGCUGUGUCAACCUUCCCGCCAUGUCGCCGUCUCAGAAGGCGCGGGUGGUGGUGCCGUGGCAGCAGGCGAGCAUGUCUGGCAAGGCUAUGUGCCGCGCGAUCCGGUUCUUCCAGGAUCCCGCGUGCAAAGGACAGACGUUGGACGUUUUCGCGAAUGGCCAACAGAGGUCCGCCCUCUGCCUCAUAGACAACAUGUGUCAGUAUGCGCGCUGCCGUGCCGGCUCUGACACAUGCACCCCACCCACAGACGACCGCGCGGCAGUGACGUGCGCGUGCAAGAAAGGCUACAGCGCGGUCACCAACAAAUGCCUGCCUUCCAGUAAGCUUCGUAUGGUUUCGCUCUGCUCAGCAUGGUCUCGUUGCCGCAACUCUCUUUUCCUCCGCCCUACCUCGCCUGCUCUGCUCUCUCUGAAUGCUUCCCUGUCCGGAUGGACCCAUGUGCUCACCUGCCCUCUCUCUCUCCUUGCCUCUGCUGCAGAACCCUCGUGCCUCACUACAGGCUGCCCUGCCAACUUCGAGUGUGCCAAACGCACCAGUGGCACCGGAAUGGAGUGCAAGUGCAAGGCGGGCUACAAUGCAGUCGGUGCCACCUGUGUGCCAGCAGCAAAACCCGGCACCACCACAACCCCGUCCGGCACCACCACAACCCCGUCCGGCACCACCACAACCCCGUCCGGCACCACCACAACCCCGUCCGGCACCACCACAACCCCGUCCGGCACCACCACAACCCCGUCCGGCACCACCACAACCCCGUCCGGCACCACCACAACCCCGUCCGGCACCACCACAACCCCGUCCGGCACCACCACAGCUUCGUCCGGCACCACCACAGCUUCGACCACCACAACACCUUCAAGCGACGCUUCAGAAUCUUCCAGCAACGUUGCAGAAUCUUCAAGCGACAUUUCAGAUUCUUCCAGCGACGUUUCAGGACCUUCCAACUACGUGUCAGAUAUUCCUCCUAGCUACGUUUCAGACUCUUCCAGCAACGCGUCAGAUUCUCCUAUCUACACGUCAGAAUCUCCCAACUAA
Molecule: messenger RNA, 1224 nt
Organism: Closterium sp. Naga37s-1
Lineage: Eukaryota; Viridiplantae; Streptophyta; Zygnematophyceae; Desmidiales; Closteriaceae
Source: the annotation of a GenBank genome assembly